AGCGUUCCAUUUGGCCAGCGGUGGGCGGUAGCCACAGCUGGUUCAGGGCCCGGACCAGUGGGGCCCCUUGUCAGGAGGAGGCAGCCUCCGGGCUGGGGAGAAGUCGCUGCCACUUCUGGCGGCUGACGUGGUUCCCUGGGACAGUCCACUUCCUGCCCUCAGUUCCCGGCCGAGUUCUGUCUCCCGGGUUCAGGCCCGGCUCCCCUUCCUGGUCUCCCUUCUCCCGCAGGGCCGGUCUGUCAGGAGGAGAUGGUUUUCCAGGGCUAGAAAUUGGACUUUUGAUGAUGUUUGACCCAGCAGCAGCAAUAGCAGGCAACGUGACUUCAAAGCUGGGCUCAGCUUCUCUUCCUUCCCUCUUGUAAUCAGAGAGCCCAUUUUGGACCAGGAGUUCCAAUCAUGUCUGUGAUGGUGGUGAGAAAGAAGGUGACACGGAAAUGGGAGAAACUCCCAGGCAGGAACACCUUCUGCUGUGAUGGCCGAGUCAUGAUGGCCCGGCAAAAGGGCAUCUUCUAUUUGACCCUCUUCCUUAUCCUGGGAACGUGUACACUCUUCUUCGCCUUUGAAUGCCGCUACCUGGCUGUCCAGCUGUCUCCUGCCAUCCCUGUGUUUGCUGCCAUGCUUUUCCUUUUCUCCAUGGCUACACUGUUGAGGACCAGCUUCAGUGACCCUGGAGUGAUUCCUCGGGCCCUACCAGAUGAAGCAGCUUUCAUAGAAAUGGAGAUAGAAGCUACUAAUGGUGCGGUGCCCCAAGGCCAGCGACCACCCCCUCGUAUCAAGAAUUUCCAGAUAAACAACCAGAUUGUGAAGCUGAAAUACUGUUAUACAUGCAAGAUCUUCCGGCCUCCCCGGGCCUCCCAUUGCAGCAUCUGUGACAACUGUGUGGAGCGCUUCGACCAUCACUGCCCCUGGGUGGGGAAUUGUGUUGGAAAGAGGAACUACCGCUACUUCUACCUCUUCAUCCUUUCUCUCUCCCUCCUCACCAUCUAUGUCUUCGCCUUCAACAUCGUCUAUGUGGCCCUCAAAUCCUUGAAAAUUGGCUUCCUGGAGACAUUGAAAGAAACUCCUGGAACCGUUCUAGAAGUGCUCAUUUGCUUCUUCACACUCUGGUCCGUUGUGGGACUGACUGGAUUUCACACUUUCCUCGUGGCUCUCAACCAGACAACCAAUGAAGAUAUCAAAGGCUCAUGGACAGGGAAGAAUCGUGUCCAGAAUCCCUAUAGCCAUGGCAACAUUGUGAAGAACUGCUGUGAAGUGCUGUGUGGCCCCUUGCCCCCCAGUGUGCUGGAUCGAAGGGGUAUUUUGCCACUGGAGGAGAGCGGAAGUCGACCUCCCAGUACUCAAGAGACUAGUAGUAGCCUCUUGCCACAGAACCCAGCCCCAACAGAACAUCUGAGCUCAAAUGAGAUGCCAGAGGACACCAGCACUCCUGAAGAGAUGCCACCCCCAGAACCCCCAGAGCCACCACAGGAGAUGACUGAAGCUGAGAAGUAGCCUAUCGAUGGAAGAGACUUUUGUUUGCAUUUAAUUAGGGCUGUGAGAGAUUUAAGGGGAGAAGAUAAGCCUGAGACAGAGAGCAAGUAAGAUGUCCUUUUUAUUGUUUUCAUUUGGUCUUAAAUGUAUAAUUCAGUGGCACUAAGUAUAUUCAUGACACACUGGCAUUUUCUUGCUGCAAGCUUUUUUAUUUCUGGACUUAAGGCACGACGCAAGAUGUCAGUCACCUCUGGUAACUGGACAAAUGGGUCUCUUGGGCCCGGGCCCUGGUUUCCCAUGGCCUCAGCCACAGAGUCUCCUUGGACUCCCCUCUCUACUCUCCAGAUCUCAGCUCUCCUGCUUGGGGUCACUGGUCCACUUAUGGGGUUAAAGGUUCUUGAGACUGGCUCACAUCCUUUCAAGCCACUGUGUGUCACAAGUGCAGACGUAAUCACAGAGAACUCAGGCCAGGCAACCCUACCUGAAUUCUUGGGGUUUCAGAACCAACGAGGGUAGAGAGUGGGAUCAGGGAUUCUCCUGGCUACACAGUGCCAACAUUGCCAGCAAACCUUUCAGGAAUGGGGCAGGUACCUUCCACUUGUUGUUUUUAUUCGUGUAACUUCUCCUUUGUCCCCUGUCCACUCUCUUACACCCCAGCCCUACUCUUUUCCAAUUGGAUGUAUGUAAGUAAUUGCAGUAGCGAUAACAAUUUACAUUUCUUGUAGACUACCAGAAACUUGUUAAUACCUGUGCCAUUCUCAAUAAGAAUUUAUGAGAUGCCAAUGGCAUGGCCCCUCACACUCUUUGUCUUAUCUCUCCUCCUUGCUCAUUAGCCCCUUUUAAUUUGUUUUCCUUUUGACUCUUGCUCCCAUUCAGAGCAGGAAUGGCAGUAAUAAAAGUCUGCACUUUGGUGGUUCCUUUUCCUCAGAGGAAGCCCAAGUGCUCACUUAAACACUAUCCCCUCAGACUCCCUGUGUGAGGCCUGUCAAGGCCCUGAAUGCACAAAUGGGGAAACCAAGGCACAGAGAGGCUCUCCUCUCCUUUCCUCUCCCCUUAUGUCCCCUCAAAAAAGUAAAAAAAAAAGGAUAACCAGUACUUCCUUUAGGCCUCGGCUGAGUGAGGAGGGAAAGCCCAGCACUGCGGCCCUCCCGGGUAAACCCACUCCAAGGCCUUGGCCCACCUCGGGCUUGGUAACCACACUGGGGUUUCCUCCAAGCCCCACUCUUCCAGCACUUCCACCGGCAGAGUCCCAGAGCCACUUCACCCUGGGGGUGGGCUGUGGCCCCCAGUCAGCUCUGCUCAGGACCUGCUCUAUUUCAGGGAAGAAGAUUUAUGUAUUAUAUGUGGCUAUAUUUCCUAGAGCACCUGUGUUUUUCUCUUUCAAAGCCAGGGUCCUAUCUGGUGGACUUAUGGGUGGGGGGAAGUGUAAACCAGAACUUUUACUCUAUUUGAAGGUGAUUAAACUGUAUCUAAUGCAAACUGCCUGCCUCCUCCUUCCCCCUUCCAUUUCAAGAAUCACCAUUAGGGUGUGAAUGCCUUUGUUUGGGGGUGGGGUGGGGGUUUGUUGAAGGGGUUGCUUGUUAUUACGCAUACGUCCAUUUUCCAGGACACCCUUGGGUUGGAGAGAUAGCUCCCAAACUCUCCACUGAUCUAUACUACAUUCUGGGCUGAAGUUUUACCUUAUUCUGGACUAUGAAGAAAGAAUUCUCAAGGCAGUAUUCAGUGCUAGUAAGAUUGGGAGGGCUGGGGGUGGGUUAUAUUUACUUACGAAAACAAGGUCUUAUUAGGAUAUUGUUUUUAUGCAGAGGGAUGCUGUUAACUGAAAAUGAGUCUUGGUUAUUAAAGCAAGCUCAUCAGGGCCUCCUCUUGGAAAUAUUUUUUUAGUGAUCUUUUAAAAGUGAUGGAGUAUCUUUCUUUUUAAAUGGUCUGUAAUCAAGACUCCUGACCAGUCAAUGCAUAUAUCAGUCUUCCCAGUUAAUCAGAAUUAAUGAAAUUUGACUGCUUCCAGAUUUUCCUCUAUGCCUUCCUUUUUUUCUUGUAGCCAAUUGCAGUUUAGUAGUCCUGAGAAAGGAGAGACAGAGGCAGAAACACCAACUCUGCCCGACUCAGAUCCUCUCCUAUCUGCUUCUGCUUGCCCAUUCUUUUUCUGGCUCUCUCAGGUUUGUCCUUGUAGUUGGAUUUUUAGUUAGUUCAAAAUAAGGCCAAGCCUGGAGAGUUUAGAAGUUUAUUAGAUUUUUCUGGUUAUCCUGCCAGUCAGAUGAACCUCUUUUUAGUCAGUGCUCAGUCUAUCCUGUCUCAGCCCAUCUCUCUUGGGUUAGGACAGAUUUCUCUUCUCCCUCAGCUUACCUCAACCUCUCUUCUUUUGACCCUUUGGUCAGUCAGAGACACUUUCUCUUUCUGAGGUGAAGGGCCAAAAUGGAAAAUCCCUAAUCUCUAGUAUGAAGUAAUUUUAUCAAGUUUAUGCUUUUCCAUACUCCCUGCCCUUCUUCUUUUCCUUUAUAAAUCUUCUGUAUUUAAGACCUUGGCCUGAAGAUCUGUCCCAUUUAUAUUAUGUGCUGGGACUGUUCCUAUUCUGAGUUCUGAUCAGAGGGGAGAUUGAAGAAUUUGUCCUUCCCAGGGGAAUAGGCCUUAAAUUGUUUGCUCUUUUCAAUGGCUGACAUUCUUUCCACCUCUCCUCUUCCUCUCCAUUCCUCAAGUUUCCUAUGCACCCCACUUCCCCAGGCCAGGAUGGUUGGCAUGGAUCCAAAACCUCUGGUUGGAUUGGGAGGGACGUGGUUGCACUAUUUGGGGCCAUUUUUGCAUGUUCAUUCAGCUCUGGGGCCCUCCUUGUCCUAGCAGAGAGCAUCGUAUCCCCCUUUGCUUUUUCCUCAGUGACAGAGGUGGGUUCUAAUUCUAGAGCAGCUGAAUUCCUUUCUUCCUGCCCUGACCUUCCUGCCUUUAUCCCUAAUGCUCCUUUUCCUACUGACCAAAUCUCUUUACCUUUUGGGGGAAAAAAAGUAUUUUGUUUUUAAAUCUAUUUUCUAACUUAAAUGCAAUUUAAUAUGUAAAUUUCUGCACUUUUGCGUGAGCCUAUAGAUGUGUGUGGGUGGUGGGUUUUUCACUCUCUGGUAUUUCUUAAUAAAGAAAUCUUUCUCUUUGAGGGGAAGCCAGCUAAUGAAGGAGACUUGAAUGGUUUUAGAAAUACAGGGGUGUCUAUUCCUUUGUGCUUCUGCCUCAUUUCUUUACUUGUGCCUAGUGUGAGUGACCAGCCCCUCCCCCACCUUUUGACCCCCUUAUUUUGAGAGGGCCUUCAGCUUAGUGGGGCAGAGAGAGGGACCUGUCCUGUGUUUUGGUACCCCUCUGGGACCACUUGGAUUGGCUCAAGUAGUAACCUAGCAACUUAGCCCCCUCCCUCUCCCCAUAGCCUGGGCCUGUGAGUUCUUUUCUUCCAGCUCUGUUCAUUUUAUACUCCUGAGGUUGGGGCCAGCCUAGGGAAAAAUCACCAAGGGAUCACAGUAAAUGGUUUUAAAAAUUGAUAAUUUGCUCUUGUGCCUUGGUGCUAAUAAAGAAGAGCUGUGCUUCUAAUAAUUCAAAAAGCAUUUGUGUCAGUUUUGUGAAUACAUUCUAGGAGUUGCUUGCUAUUCUUAGGCAAUAAAUCUUAGAAUUAGUAUCAAAGGCUAAAACUAUGCAUAUCAUUAGUUUUAAAAGAUGCAAGCCCAACUCACAAAAAAAGGAUUCAUUGUGGCUUUCUUGUUUUGGGUAAAUAUGAAAGGGUAAUGGAAACUACCACUCUGCAUCUGUGAACUUUUGAAUGUCCUAUAGGAUGUCAUUGUAGGUCAAAAAACCCAGUGUAAUUAGCUGGGCCUAAUUAUUUUACAAAUAAACAAAAUGUGUUUUUACAGUUUUAAUGUAUACACUGAAUUUCCAAGAAUGCAACAAUUGUGUAAACUGGGGGAAAAUGGUACUUUUUUUGUUCAAAACUUUACCAAGAGUUGUGACUUUUGAAAGUCAUGUCCCCAACAGCAAUGUCGUACCAUUCAUGGAUUUUUGAGUUGCCAGUACAGUGUCCCUGUAUCAGCCUUCCUUUGUAGCAGUUGCCUUCAUGGUGAAUCUGCAUAAGUAAGUGGAAGCAUCUGAUGACUUUAGUAUAUUUUUCGGUACAGUCUUGCCCAGAAUUUGUACAUUGAAUGACUUAUCUUAUGACCUACUUUCCUUUUACUUCUCCUUUACAUUAUAAUUAGUGUAUUACAUUGCUAUUCUGGAAAUUAUGUGUAUAAGCAGGUUAUAUUAACUAUGAAAUUCAUUUCAGGGUGGCAAAGGUACAUUACAAAAUAUUGUAUAUACCAAGGGAGGAUUGGGGCUGACAGGGUUGAGAACCAUUGGACUAGAUUAUUGUAAAGGUCCCUUUCUACCUGAAGUAUUUGGAAAACUUAGAGAGAAAAUAAACAAAUA
Molecule: messenger RNA, 5901 nt
Organism: Manis javanica (Malayan pangolin)
Lineage: Eukaryota; Metazoa; Chordata; Mammalia; Pholidota; Manidae
Source: RefSeq, a predicted model, not a curated record